This is a messenger RNA of Nilaparvata lugens (brown planthopper), 1092 nucleotides long. RefSeq names its product dnaJ-like protein 60. The record is from RefSeq and is a predicted model, not a curated record. The transcript is spliced from 5 exons. NCBI's taxonomy places the organism in Eukaryota, Metazoa, Arthropoda, Insecta, Hemiptera, Delphacidae. Bases 186 to 896 code for a protein of 236 amino acids.
CUGGCGUUUUGACAGUUUCAGCUUUCUGCUUUCUCUUGUUUUGAGAUCAUAACCUUCAAAUUCCUCAAUCAUUAUGUAAACUGUGUACUAAAUUGUCACAUUUAAUUUAAAUUUAACACCUUACUCUGAUGAAUUCAUUAAAAAUACUGUAAAUCAAUAGGUUAGUUAGUUUUGAAACAGACGUUAUGUGUAACAACAGUCUAUCUACCUGCAGGUUAGCAUUGAGUAGAUUGAAUUUCUAUUGCAGAACUCUACAACUACAUACAACAAAACAGACUCUAUCUGACCAUUAUAAAACACUAAAUCUAAAGAGGGACUGCACAUCCAAAGAAAUACGUGAUGCUUAUCUCAAACUCAGUAAAGAGUAUCACCCAGACCUGCACAAAGGAGAUACGACAAAAGACAAAAAAUUCUCGGACAUAAAUGCAGCUUACAGUGUGUUGAGCAAAACGCACACACGCAGAGAAUACGACACAGCGACCAUGUGGAAGGAGAGAGAUGUCAAAUAUUAUCGGACAGAAGAUGAGAAAGAGAAGGAGAAAAUGUGGAAAAAGACGUGGGGAAAUCCAGUGUUCUACCAUAACCGUACAGAUUUAAACUAUAAUUCCAAAGACGACGAAUACUAUGGAAUAAAAGGUGUUAGAAGAAUACCAAAUUCAAAGCUAGUCUUGUAUCUCCUAAGUUUUUCGUUUGCAGUUGGACUAUUGCAGAUUUUUUUGAUCAAAAUCUCCAUAAAAUUCAAACACAACAAAGAAAUGGCACAAUCUGCUGAAAUUGAGAAGGAGAUGAAAUACAGGAGGGAUAUGGCCGAAUCGUUAACCGAUGAAGAAUACGUUGAACAGCUAACAGCCAAGAUGCAGGCAGAUCAGGUCAAAUAUGGCAGGAAAAUGAACUAAAUUGCAUGACAAUGUCCCGUAUUAUAGAUGUUUGUAAUAUCAAGAAAUAAAAAAUUCAAUUACCCUUCUCAAAAACUUUUAUUCACAACAUGUUUCAACAUAUUAAUGCCAUUUUCAAGUGAAUGAAACAUAAUUUGAUUGUAUGAUAUGAGAUAUUGUGGUAUUUGUAAUGGUAUUGACAACAUCAACGUCUAAG